Messenger RNA from Pollicipes pollicipes, 1358 nucleotides. RefSeq lists its product as uncharacterized. Gene Ontology annotation, cellular component: endoplasmic reticulum membrane. The transcript is spliced from 6 exons. Gene Ontology annotation, biological process: protein transport. The record is from RefSeq and is a predicted model, not a curated record. The coding region runs from base 108 to 1211 and encodes 367 amino acids. NCBI's taxonomy places the organism in Eukaryota, Metazoa, Arthropoda, Thecostraca, Pollicipedomorpha, Pollicipedidae.
UUCGACUGGCUGGAGGUUCUGGAGGUUCGCAUAAGCUGUCACAUUUAGUGACAUGGGCGUGGCGUAAAAGUGCAGGCGAGCUGACAAGAUAUCCUGCGGCCUCAGCCAUGCGUCUGGAGGAGUGGUUCUUCCAGCUGACCCACCGUGCCGACUCUGAGUCGCUUGUGGGCCAGCACGUGAGUGUGGUGGGCUCCUGGGACGUGGCGGCGCUGCUGCCCACCGUCAGCCUGUGCGUCCUGCUCAUGGUCUGCUGCUGUCUGCUGCCCGGCGUGCGCCGCCGUCGGCUCCACUCGACACUCCUGGUGAUAUGGGGUGCUGGCACCGGCUGCGGCCUCGUCUGCGCCUACUCCAACUCCAGCUGGGCGGUGAUGGGCGGCCGCGUGCGCACCGUGAUCGCCUACGCGGCGCCGCGGCGCGUCGACUGCCUGCUGACUGUGCACUUCGGCCUGCACGGCGCCGACCUGCAGCUGGCCUCGCCGACCGGCCGCUUCCACUACCGGGAGCAGCUGGAGUGGCCGCUGACGCCGCGCGGCAUGACCGAGCUGUACCGGAGCGCUCUGCGGCGCGGCCUGCCGGCGCCCCUCGUCACUACGCUCGAGGUGCUCUCCAAGGAUGCGGCGCCCUGCACCUGGGGCCGCCACUUCCGGCGCGCUGGCUACCUGGCCGGCUGGCUGGCGAAGAUGGCGCUGCGGUUCGACGGGGUCGUGCUGGGUGUGCAGCUCUCCUGGUGCCUCUGGCUGACGGUGGCGGUGGGCCUGCUCAACCUGGCGUUCGGCGGCUGGAUGCUGCUGAGCGAGAGGCGCCGCCCCGGCUCCUUCUCCAGCGUGUUCGAGCUCGACUUCGGCCAGCCCCAAUACCGCUUCGGCUGGCACGCCGCCGGCAAGCCCCUGGCUAACCCCAAGCCCCGCUCAGGCCUGACCCUCAAUAUCGACUUCAGCACGAACGACCUGUCUGGAGGCGGGCGGCCUCCGACCGACGAGAAGAUCAACACACCCAGCUGCGACCCGCCAAUGCAGCCGUUCUGGACGCCGGGCAGCAUCCCCAGGCGGCCGAUCCCGCUGGCUCGCGGGACGAGGGAGCCGCCGCUCAUCUCGACGUCCCCAGAGCGGCUGCCGGCCAGCCCCUGCCACCAGCGCACGCCGUGCAACUCCCGGCACAGCACCCCUGACCCGUCCCCGGCCGGCGGUAGCCUGGAAAGCACCGCGCUUUAGCCGUGCGGCGACGGCGCGCGCAACGCAGGCUGGCCGUGCUGGUCCAGCGACCUCCGACCGACUGUAGCCUGGAAAGCACCGCGCUUUAGCCGUGCGGCGACGGCGCGCGCGACGCAGGCUGGCCGUGCUGGUCCAGCGGCCAGUACA